CUCAUAUGUUAAUAGAGUAGUUAAAUAAACUGUUUGUCAACUCAUACUAAAUUACAUAAAUAUAUAUAAGUACAAUAAUUAUGUAUAUGAUCCAUAUGAUCAUAUAUAUCUGGAGAAAUGUGCGCAAACCGCGUGACGCAAGUAGUGACGGCCGCCUCGUGUCAGACAAAUCGCUCGCGGAAAGCUGCCUAAAGCUUUGUACUUUCAGUUCAAUCCAAACUACCGGCAACACUAGACGUACUCGUUUACUUAAGCUCUUUAAAUUACAUGUGCUUAUCUGAUAAAUAUUAAAGAUUGUCAACACAUACUUACAAUCCUAGAAAAAUUUUCUUGAUUUAUUUUGUGAUUUAAUUACAGAAGUUCUUGUUAUUCAUUACAAGAUGAUUUACACGGGGUAUUUAAUAGUUUUAAUUUUAACUGGUCUGGAAAAAUCAUUUGGGGCGAAAUGCGACAGGAAGAUCGACAGCAAUACCGAGCCAGGAGAGUUGGAGGGAAAAUUUUCAAUUUUUCUCUGGACUUUUAAUAAAACUGACAUGGUCGAUCAGUAUAUGCCAAAUACGCGAUACAUUGUGACGGUCGAGGGAGCGAGCUUGCCGGAAAUUGGCCUACAUAGCUCUGAAAAGUACACAGAAAAGUUCAUAAGAUUUUUAUUGACAGUUGAUAAUAAGAAUGAGUCCUCCUCAUCGGAGGGGUCAUUUGACCUUAUUGACGACUCGUUGACCCAGUUCUCGGACAAGUGUCCAAACAGUAUCAUGGAGACGAGCAAGAUACCAAAGGGAGACAUAAGUGUUGCAUGGACGAGCCCUCCCGAGGGAAGCGGCUGCGUACUCUUCAGGGCGACAAUAAUGGAAACCCCCGAGACAUGGUUUAUGGAUGAAGGCGGCUUAGUGAGAACAGUUUGUCAAGAUCCCAAAGCAAUAGAAGACGAUCCGGGACCUGUCUUGCCUGAGUGCUGUGCUUGCGACGAAGCCAAGUACGAGGUCACGUUCGAGGGUCUCUGGUCUCGGAAUACUCAUCCCAAGGAUUUUCCCAGCAAAGGCUGGAUGAUUAAAUUUUCGGACGUUAUUGGGGCUUCUCAUACUUUCGACUACCGGUUUUGGAAGUUUGACGACACGGCCAGCGAAGGGCUUCAGCAAGUGGCCGAGUUCGGGUCAACAAGAAAACUCGAGUCCGAGCUCAAAGAGCAGAGCGAACAUAUCAGGACAAUUAUCAAAGCACGAGGUAUCAGCCAUCCAAAUGUCACCGGAAGGACUUUCGCAGUGUUCAGAGUAGACCGGAAGCAUCAUCUCAUGUCACUGGUUUCCAUGAUUGUACCGUCACCUGAUUGGAUUGUCGGAGUCUCUGGGCUGGAGCUUUGUCUCUCGAAUUGCUCGUGGAUCGAACACAAAGAGCUCAAUUUAUACCCGAUCGAUGUGGGAACUGAUGACGGGAUAACUUACAUGUCCCCGGAUUCGCCGCUGGAAAACCCGGAGCCAAUAAGACGAAUAACAACCAGCUGGCCAAAUGACACGAGGUCGCCUUUUUAUGAUCCCCUUGGCAUGGACAUGAAACCUAUGGCAAAGCUGCACCUCAGCAGACAAAGACUUUACGAAAAAGCCUGCGAUGAUUCUGCCGGCACCACUGCCACUGAUUCAGGUGGUGAUAAUAAUGAAGUUAAUAAUAAUAAUGAUAAUGAUAAUAGUAUAAAUUCAACAACAGACGAAGAUGGUGAAAACCAUAAAGGAAAGAACCGUAAACCCCACAGAAAAAAAGAUAAGUCGUGUAGGACAACUCAAUGGAGUGGGUGGGGCGAGUGCUCGGUACCUUGUGGCGAAGGAAAGAGAAUGAGACAAAGAAAAUAUGAGGAUCCAAUAGCUGCUGCGGCUCAUAAUUGCAAUAAAUCAUUAAGUAACCGCGGAGUCUGUUAUGGAAAUAAUCCAGAAUGCAAUGGAAACGAAAGAGAAGGGACGAUUCUCGACACACCGGCGUGCAAAUUAAAUCAAUGGUCAGAAUGGAGUUCUUGUACAACAACUUGCGGCCAAGGAGAAACUGUACGCUCCCGUAUUUUUGUCCAUAAGAAACAUCGCAAGCACUGCAUGAUGGUACCGAAUGGCCCAGAAUUGCAGCAGACGGUUCCAUGUGAUAAUGGGCCUUGCGAAAAUACGGAAACUGAAGAGGUAAGAAAAUUAGAGGAUCAGGAUGACAAUGUUGUCGUUGAUGAUAUUACCGAGGAAACGGAGGUUGAGGCAGAGACAGAGGAGGAUAAAAUGGAAGGGGAUGAGGAGAAUGAUGAUGAGGAAAAUCAGGAGGAAGAGAAUGUGGAGGGGGCAGAAAAUCAGGAAGGAAAUGAAGAAGAAGAAAAAGAUAAUGAUGAUGAGAAUAAUGAUGAAAAUGAUGAUGAAGAAGAGGUGGUGGAGGUAACCGAGGAAUGGUUGCAGAAAUGUCCUGAUGACGUGUACGGUCCCUGGGGUGCAUGGUCUCCAUGCACAUCAUCAUGUGGACUGGGUACUAAAACGAGACACCGCAGACCUAUUGAUGGCGCUGAUGAGGGAAGUGUUAAUUGGGUUUGUCGAAUACAAAGUGUUAAUUGUACUUCAAAAAUAAAAAGCUGCGAAAUAACUCCUGAAGAUGCUGAAAUGAUUUGCAACGAGCCAUUGAUUACUGGAUCGUGUGAAGGAUCUUUCAAGCGAGUCUACUAUAAUUCGACAACAAAAGAGUGCAAGUUUUUCAACUACAAAGGAUGCGAGGCCAAUAGAAAUAAUUUUCAAACUGUCGAAGAGUGUAUGAAAGUUUGUAACGAAAUCCGGAAUCCAGAGUCUGAGGAUUUUAAUGGAAUCCAAGCCGGCAGUCAAGUUUUGUCGACAACUCAAGAAUACGAGGAAGGACAAAAAGUGGAUUGUGAAGUGACUGAGUGGAGCGACUGGACGAUUUGCGAAGACUGUCACGGAUAUACCAACAGCACUCGGUCUAUUAUGACUCCGGCACAAAACGGCGGACGGAGGUGUCCGAAGAAACUGAUGAGAAAAAUAAAAUGCCACAAAAUAUUACCCGGGUGCUCAAAAGACAGUCGGGGUGAUCGCCGGAAACGUUAUCGUGAUCGCAAGUCCGUUUUGCCCGAAAAUCAUAACAACAAUAAUAAUAAUAAUAAUAAUAAUAAUUAUAGUUAUAAUAAUGGAGUUUCAGUUGACUGUAAAUUAACCCACUGGUCUCCUUGGUCUUCGUGUCACGCGACUUGUGGCAACGCAGUUCAACAUCGGACACGAAGAAUUCAAAUUCAUCCCUCCGGAUUACAUGGCAAACCUUGCACUAGACUCGUCGAGUUUCGAAAGUGCUCAAUGUUUCCUUGUAUAGCUGAAUAACCCU
This is a messenger RNA of Microplitis demolitor, 3342 nucleotides long. Its product is annotated as spondin-1. The transcript has 16 exons. The record is from RefSeq and is a predicted model, not a curated record. Gene Ontology annotation, biological process: cell adhesion. NCBI's taxonomy places the organism in Eukaryota, Metazoa, Arthropoda, Insecta, Hymenoptera, Braconidae. Gene Ontology annotation, cellular component: extracellular matrix. Gene Ontology annotation, molecular function: serine-type endopeptidase inhibitor activity. Bases 381 to 3338 code for a protein of 985 amino acids.